GUACUGCAGAGGAGAUUCAGAUUCAUUUAACUCAAAUAUAGGGACUUCAGAACUAGAACCAGAACCAGAACUAGAACGGUUUUCCUUUGUCUGUCCCGCCCGGGACCUUUACGGUUUUACAGCAGCAGAGCGUAGAUAAGUGAAGAGAAUAUACUAACGGCUACUGGCUGAGCUCAGAAGAAGCUGCGCAUGCGCCCUGGGCUCUCACUUUAACUACAGGGCUAAAGCAAGCGGCUAAGUAAAGCUAACAGCGAAGCUAACAUGGAGGUGAUCGUCAGCUCUCCGAGAUUCAGCUUUUCUUCCUGGGUGUUUCCGGACGGGUCUCCGGUCAGAGAGGUGCUGACCCGGUUCUUACAACAACAGGGACUUUCUUCAUCUGCAGAUUUCUACGUGCACAGUAAUGGACGCCUGUCUGAGCUGGAGGACCCCCUGCAGGCGGGGGCCGUCUAUCACCUGGAGCCCCGCCUCUGUGGGGGCAAAGGAGGGUUCGGUUCGAUGCUGCGAGCUCUCGGCGCUCAGAUCGAGAAGACGACGAACCGCGAGGCGUGCAGAGACCUGAGCGGACGCCGCCUCCGAGACGUGAACCACGAGAAGGAGAUGGCAGAGUGGCUGAAGAAGCAGACGGAGCGCGAGGCUGAGAAGGAGCAGAAGCGUCUGGAUCGUCUCCAGAGGAAACUAGCCGAGCCCAGACACCAGUUCACCGACCCGGACUAUCAGAAGCAGAGCCACGAGCUGCAGGAGCGGCUGGAGGACUCCGUCAUGAAGGGUCUGCAGGCGUCCUCCAGCACGCAGGUGAGGGCGGACGAGGGGUCGGCAGCGAAGAGGCCGAGCGGCGAGGAGAGCGAGCAGCCGCUGAGGAAGAAGCAGAAGAAGGCAGCGUUCUGGACGGGUCUCGACGAGAUGAUGAGCUCUGAGGAUGAUGAAGAUGAUGAUGAUGAAGAGUCUCUGUCCUCCAGCUGUGGAGCCUCUGCAGUGAUGAUGAAACAGAGACGGGUGGAGCAGAGCAGCAGCUCCUCCGACUGCAGCUCGUCCUCCACUGAUCAAACCAGCAGAGAGCCUCAGGGAACCAGUAGAGAGCCUCAGGGAACCAGUAAAGAGCCUCAGGGAACCAGUAGAGAGAAUAAGGGAACCAGCAGAGAGCCUCAAUCUGAGGGAACCAGCAGAGAGUCUCAGUCUGAGGGAACCAGCAGAGAGAACAAGGGAACCAGCAGAGAGCCUCAAUCUGAGGGAACCAGCAAAGAACCUCAAUCUGAGGGAACCAGCAGAGAGCCUCAAUCUGAGGGAACCAGCAGAGAGAACAAGGGAACCAGCAGAGAGCCUCAGUCUGAGGGAACCAGCAAAGAACCUCAAUCUGAGGGAACCAGCAGAGAGCCUCAAUCUGAGGGAACCAGCAGAGAGCCUCAAUCUGAGGGAACCAGCAGAGAGCCUCAAUCUGAGGGAACCAGCAGAGAGCCUCAGUCUGAGGGAACCAGCAGAGAGAACAAGGGAACCAGCAGAGAGAACAAGGGAACCAGCAGAGAGCCUCAAUCUGAGGGAACCAGCAGAGAGCCUCAAUCUGAGGGAACCAGCAGAGAGCCUCAGUCUGAGGGAACCAGCAGAGAGAACAAGGGAACCAGCAGAGAGCCUCCUGCAGAGUCUCAGCAGGUGGACCUGUCCUCGCUGUCCUGCGUGUCCCAGCUGGAGGCUCUGGGUCUGGCCCGUCUGAAGCAGGAACUGAUGUCUCGUGGUCUGAAGUGCGGGGGAACUCUUAGUGAACGCGCAGCGCGACUCUUCUCCGUCAGAGCGCUGAAACCCGAGGACGUCCCGGCGGCGCUGCUUGCCAAGAACAGGAAGUGAUGUCACUCGGACACGCCUCUAUAACAGGAAGUGAUGUCACUCGGACACGCCUCUAUAACCUGGGAAAUGCUUUCUGUCCAUCUGAGUUUCGAUGUCUUGUUAUUGAAUUUUUAUUUUGUCUUCUCUCACAUCGUUUGAUCUGAAACUUUAUGAAUACAUCUAUUUUUUUUUUAUCAGCAGAAAGUAGGAUCUUCUUUACCUGUUGUUGAAUAUGUCCGGUUUUAGUUUAUUACAUUCAGAUCUGAGUCCUGUUGUUCUGGAAUAUGUAACAUUUACAUUUCUAAUAAAACGUUUCUGUAACUAAAAACGUGUCUUUCGUUU
This is a messenger RNA of Trematomus bernacchii (emerald rockcod), 2157 nucleotides long. It is a transcript of the gene sde2, whose product is annotated as SDE2 telomere maintenance homolog (S. pombe). The record is from RefSeq and is a predicted model, not a curated record. The coding region runs from base 262 to 1836 and encodes 524 amino acids. NCBI's taxonomy places the organism in Eukaryota, Metazoa, Chordata, Actinopteri, Perciformes, Nototheniidae. Gene Ontology annotation, cellular component: nucleus. The transcript is spliced from 8 exons.